Papilio machaon (common yellow swallowtail) is the source of this 2303-nucleotide messenger RNA. RefSeq names its product FAS-associated factor 1 (gene casp). The transcript is spliced from 16 exons. NCBI's taxonomy places the organism in Eukaryota, Metazoa, Arthropoda, Insecta, Lepidoptera, Papilionidae. The record is from RefSeq and is a predicted model, not a curated record. Gene Ontology annotation, molecular function: ubiquitin binding. The coding region runs from base 75 to 2009 and encodes 644 amino acids. Gene Ontology annotation, cellular component: endoplasmic reticulum; nucleus.
UGAGUGUGAUUUGUCUGCAAAUGUAAAUGUCAUACUUAAUAGAACCGUAGUAUUUUUGUGAUAAAAAUAUCGAAAUGGCUGAAAACAGAGAAGAAAUUCUAGCAAAUUUUCAGGGGAUAACAAACAUAGAAGAUGUAGCUGAAGCGAUAUUACAUUUAGACGAAUGUAACUGGGAUCUACUAACUGCAAUCAACCGAGUUAUGCCUCAAGAUGGUAACUCCCACAACUCCAUGUCUCACAACAGCGCCACACACGAUGUUGAGAUGAUAGACGAAGAUAUAUCUGUGAUAACACCAAAAACCCACCCACCAGAUCGGGAAGAAAACAAUCAAGCAUCAACCUCAUCUCCUAGAAAUAGUACCCUGAACCUAGUAGAGCUACAAGUUCAUUAUAAUAAUAAGAUGCACGAAAUCAAAAUGUCCGGUUCAGCAACUGUUCGUGACUUAAAGCGACGUUUAGAAGCGGUGUGUGGUGUGCCGGUGUGCCGGCAGCAGAUUGCUGGGCUGGGCGGUUCACAGGCUACCUCUUCCACAUCGCUUGCCACGCUCGGUCUGCAGAGGAAUGCGGUGAUACGACUCAAGUCUGCUAACCAGCAAAUGGCGGAUGAUGAAGUGGCGGAGAGAUUAACAACAACAUAUGUCCUGCGAGUAAAACACGAUGAGAAAGAAUAUACAUUGAAGUAUCCCGGCACGAAGACGGUACAAGAAGUGAAGAAUGACAUAUACUCACUCACCGAUGUACCUGUGAGGCAUCAGGUGUGGACUGGGUGGCCACCGGUGAUGGGGCUAGACGACACAGUGCUUGCCAUGGUUGGGCUGGACCUACCGCAGCACGAUCUCACAGUCAGGCGAGACCUCGCCAACGUCAGAAAAGAAUACAAAAGGAUAAUAGUGGACAGUUCAGACAGUGAUAACAGUUCUGUGGAAGAGAUCGAGGACCCGGGAGAUAACUUCCCCGCAGAGGAUGACAUGUUUGAUCUGGUGCAGACAGAGAGGAUAAUGCCCUUAAUGUCACAGAAUGUGGAGGACGAGGCAUUGGGGUGCAUAGAGUUCGCGCAUCGGUUCCGCGCACGCUACGGUCCUAACACGCCUAACUUCUUUGAAGGCACACUGCAGGAUGCCAUCAAAGAGUCCUGCCUCAAGCCCGCCAAAGAGAGGAAGCUACUGGGUGUAUACCUUCACCACGAGCAGUCUGUGUUGUCGAACGUCUUCUGCGCGCAACUGCUCGGCUGCGACACCGUGCUGCAGACUCUCGCCGCAAACUUCCUCGUCUACGGCUGGGACCUCACGCAUCCCAACAACACCAACAUGUUACUGAAUUCAAUUGCGAACGCGCUGGGUCCAGUGGCGAGUAUGACAAUACGCAGCAUCCCAGUGGACCGUCUGCCCGCGCUGCUCAUCAUCAUGCGCAUGCGCUCCAACACUGAAAUAUAUUCUGUUAUUAACGGUAACGUGGGUGUGUCUGAGCUGGUGGGUGGGCUGGUGGAGGCGAUAGAGAGGUUUGCGGCGCAGCGCGAGGAGGACGCGCGACUGGAGCGCGAGCGAGACGCCCGCCAGCGCGUCAAGCUCGAGCAGGAUGAGGCUUACCAGCGCAGUCUGGAGGCCGACAGAGCCAAAGAAGAAAUUAAGAAGCAACAAGAAUUAGAAAUAAAACAAGAGCUAGAAAGAGCGGAAUCUGAAAGAUUGAUGGAGGAAGCGAGGAAAGAGGAGUUGCGCGCUGGUGCUGAGGCGAGAGUGCCUCAGGAGCCGGGCGCGGAGGAGUCAGCGGAGGUGUCACGGAUCCGCGUGCGUCUGCCACCCCCACAUCAUGACAGCCUCGAGCGCCGCUUCUAUGCCACCGAUACGCUCGCUGCAUUAUUAGAUUUCCUCGCAUCGAAAGGUUACCCACAAGAAAACUAUAAAGUCAUCUCUAGCUGGCCUAGAAGAGACUUAACAUUAGAAUCUCACAGCAGUACUUUGAAAGCGUUAAAAUUGUACCCGCAAGAGACUAUAAUGCUGGAGGAGCGGUGAAGGACAGAUCUCACAGCGACCACUUCACUACUCCAAUAACUACAAAUUUCCAUUCCAAUAUGAAAAUACAUUGCCGUGACCCUUGUAUUGUUAUAUCUGUCUUUCCAAAAGGAAUUACAGAGAUUACAAUAUGUGUUAUUCCGACAGUCGAAAACCACAGUAACUCUUCAAUAACUUCACGGAAUAUCUUGUUAAAGGCGCGGGCUUUCCUUUUAAAGGACAUUUCAGUGGCAAAAACCAUAUUGAAUUCAUUAUGGGUAUGUUCCGAUAUACACUGCGACCACUGUAGAGUGU